UCUCAAAGCUCACUAACUCAAGAAGUCAUGGGUCUUGCGGGUACGAAAGUGAAACAAAGGUUUGGUCUAGAUCCAAGAAACACAAAUUGGUCUAAUGACACAGCAAGAUUCGGACACCAGUACUUGUCCAAAAUGGGAUGGGCACCAGGAUCGGGUCUAGGAUUAGUAAAGGACUCGUUGACUACCCAUUUAAAGAUUCAUGUCAAAACUGACAAUGCAGGUCUUGGAGCUAAAUUGAAGAAAGCCGACAAAGACAAGACAUUGGAUGAGUGUAGUGGACUUGAUGCAUUUCAACGGAUUUUGGGAAGGUUGAAUGGUAACGAGGAGAAAGUCAAUAAUGUACUUGACAUGAAGCGGAAUGAUGCUAUUUUGAAUGGUAAAUGGGGGAUGAGAUUUGUCAAGGGAGAAGUUUUACUGAGCACUUGGGAUAAGGAUAGCAAGACUUUGAUAUCAUACAAGAAUUCGCAAGAGAGUAAGAAGCGAGAUUUUGCCGAAGUGGACGAGGGAAAUUUAGAGGAGAAUCUUCGAAGGAAGAAGACCAAAUUGGAAAGUGACAAAUCUGAUGAAGAUGAGACAAGGAGACUGGAACAAGAUAAGGACAGAAAGCGGAAGAGGAAGGAAAAGUUAGAUAGUGAACAAAAGGCUAAGAAGAAGACAAAGGAAAAGCAAGCCAAAAAGGAUAGAUCGGCUAAAGAGGAAAGGAGUAAGAAGAAAGCGAAGAAGGAUAAAGUGGAUAAAGGGGAGGAGAAGGAAAAGAAGGACAAGACAAAAAAGAAGGAUAAAAAAGAAAAGAAGGAAAAGAAGGAAAAGAAGGCAAGAAAAGAAAAGAAGGAGAGACGAAAUAAACCAUCCAAUCAAGAUAGCGACUCCAUCAAGGUGGUACUACGAGAGAAGCAAGACUUCGAUACGUCUACAUCUAUUGUGGACUCGCAACUGUCUCGAGACUCCACUCCAACCCCAAUUGCAUCCAGAUUGUCAGGAAGAGCUAAAUACAUUAAACAAAAGCGGGCAUCCGUCAUGGAUCCAAAGGCGUUGAAUGAGAUAUUUAUGAUUUCUAAAUAG
Molecule: messenger RNA, 1062 nt
Organism: Lodderomyces theae
Lineage: Eukaryota; Fungi; Ascomycota; Pichiomycetes; Serinales; Debaryomycetaceae
Product: telomerase inhibitor
Exons: 1
Molecular function (GO): nucleic acid binding
Source: RefSeq, a predicted model, not a curated record